This is a messenger RNA of Pseudonaja textilis, 3348 nucleotides long. The record is from RefSeq and is a predicted model, not a curated record. Lineage: Eukaryota; Metazoa; Chordata; Lepidosauria; Squamata; Elapidae.
GGGGGGGGGAGGCUGCUCGGAUUGGAGUUGCUUGGCCAUUCAGAGCUGCCCCGGGGAAGCCGCCGUGGAGGCGACGGGCUGAGGCGGACCCACCUCUUCGCCGCUUGGGAGCCGGGAGGGCUGAGGAAGAAAGAGUUCCAGACCCUGGAGGACACCCAGUUAGAAUUUGAAGAACCAGGAUUUACGGACACUGGAUUGAGACAAGGUGGCUUGAGAUGUCUGGCUCUUAUGAGGAUUCUGUUGAGGUUUUUAGUGGUAGCUUUUGGGAGGUUGGAAAUUACAAGCGGACAGUGAGGCGCAUCGAUGAUGGAUAUAGACUUUGUGGUGAUCUUAUGAACUGUAUUCAUGAGCGUGCAAGAAUAGAGAAGGCUUAUGCUCAACAGUUAACCGAAUGGGCAAAACGAUGGAGACAACUUGUAGAAAAAGGACCGCAGUAUGGGACCGUUGAAAGGGCUUGGCAUGCAUUUAUGUCUGAAGCGGAAAAAGUAAGCGAAUUACACCUAGAAGUAAAAAACGCUCUAAUGAAUGAGGAUUUCGAGAAGAUAAAGAACUGGCAGAAGGACUCCUUUCACAAGCAAAUGAUAGGUGGAUUUAAGGAGACCAAGGAAGCAGAAGACGGUUUUAGAAAGGCUCAGAAACCAUGGGCUAAAAAACUAAAAGAGGUGGAAGCUUCCAAGAAAGCACAUCAUACAGCAUGCAAAGAAGAAAAAAUUGCCAUAUCCAGAGAGGCUAAUAGCAAAGCAGACCCAGCGCUGAAUCCAGAACAACUAAAGAAAUUGCAGGAUAAAAUUGAUAAAAGUAAACAGGAUGUGCUUAAGACAAAAGAAAAGUAUGAAAAGUCUCUUAAAGAGCUGGACAGUACUACCCCUCAGUACAUGGAAAACAUGGAGCAGGUUUUUGAACAGUGCCAACAGUUUGAAGAAAAACGUCUCCGUUUCUUCCGAGAAGUGUUGCUCGAAGUUCAGAAACAUCUUGACUUGUCUACCGAUUCAAGGGGUCACCUUAACCCUUUUUUUCUCCCAAAUAGCAACCUUAGUGUCCCGAGUAACACAGUGCAGUCAAUACAGUCAAGUUACAAUCCCUUUGAAGAUGAAGAAGAUUCUGGAAGUACUGUCAGUGAAAAGGAGGACAUUAAAAUCAAAAAUGUUAGCAGCUAUGAGAAAAACCAGAGUUUGGGGACUGAAUGGUCUGAUGAAGAAACCAACAACCCAUUUUCAUCCAAUGAUGGCCAAGGAGAAUCUAAUCCAUUUGAUGAAGAUGUUUCCCCCACAAUGGAAGUGAGAGUACGAGCCCUCUAUGAUUAUGAAGGCCAAGAACAUGAUGAAUUGAGCUUUAAGAUUGGCGAAGAGCUAACUAAAAUAGAAGAUGAAGAUGAACAAGGGUGGUGCAAAGGUCGUCUGGACAAUGGAAAAGUUGGGCUGUAUCCUGCAAAUUAUGUAGAACCAAUCCAGUGACAAAUAAUUCUGAACGUGAUAUAAUAACAAUCAGUCAACAAGAUGCCUGUGGUUCAUUAUACGAGGAACUGAAAUAUAGCUAUUGAUCUAUCUAUAUAUCUUUUAAUGCAAUUAAAUUGAUUGGUUCCUCCGUUCCUUCAGCAAUCUCCAAUGCUUCAGGCUGAAACCUAGGAAAAGGUUGGCAUCUUAAAGAUAGCAGAAAGUCAACAAGAAAAUGACAGCAUUCAUUUUUAUCCUAUUUUAUGAUGACUGUUCUUAUUUUGCUCCAAAAUUUGCUAAAUCAGUGCCUCGUUUCCUUUAUUUUUGGAUAUUACCUUAAGACCAGUUUUGUUCAAUCAGUAAUGACUUGAUCUUUGUAAUCUGUAAUUUAGUUUUUUAACUGCAACGCUGCAUUUGUUAGUAAUCUGUGAAAAAAUGCAUUUUUAAAAGUUAUGUAGCAAUUCAUUUUUCAUGCAUGGUCUACUACUUCAUUAGCUGUUACAUAAAUAAUGAUUCAGAAGUAUUGUCCUCUCAAUUCUGUACUCUUUUUUUUUUUCAUGCUGUCAGCAUGGCUUAAUAGUGUAAAAUGCCAUAUAUACUACAGUAUCUAUUGUAACAAUUCCAGUAGAAUUAUCUGCAAAUAUUAAGGAUUCGUUUUUCUUGGUGAAUAUUAUUUUGACACUUGAAAUCUCAAUUUCCUAAAGGACAACAUCAUGUACAUUUUAAAGAUUUCCCCAUAUUUGAAGAAUGUCAUUAUAAAAACAAUAUGAAAUUAUAAAAUUUGCAAUCUGUAAGUUAAUGAUUUUAUGUGAUUUGGAAAGUUUAAACGUAAGGUUUAUUUUUUCAAGCCAGAGACUUAAAACGUACUGCCUUUUUACUGAUAUGCUCUUUAAGUUGUCUAUAUGUAUAUAUAAUUUGAUAUUAAAAUUAAGGAGCAUGUGUUAAUUAGAAAAUCUAUUGUAUAUGCAUUAGAUUUCAGAUUGAAUCUGACACCAGAAUAUCAAUGUUGUAUUAACUUCAGUGGAAAGUUAACAGCAGCUUUUAAAGUUUAAGCAAAGCAACUUAAAAUGCAGGCAUAUUUAAAUUUGCUAUGUUUCAUACAUACACACAGGUAUAAGAUAGAAGGCUUAGCUGUGCCCCAUCCUGUAUACUGUGAAUAUAGCUUUCCUCUUAAGGUAUAAAAACUCAGUUUCCCCUUCCAUAUUAUAUUAUAAUCACCUCUAGUUAUCAUUCCAUCUGUGCCUACCCCCAAAUGUCUGCAUGAACUCUCUCACAUCCACUCUUGCAAGAAUAUGAGUUUGUCCUACCCUUUGUUAUAGCAGAACUCCUCACUGUAAUUGGCACUGGGACCACAGGGAUUAAGAGUUCAUUGUGUACCUUUGGACUCUUGACAGGAAAUGCAUCCAAAGCACACUAAGGUAAAACAAAAGUAUACUGUGAUCUAAGUCCUUAAAUGAUAAUAUUGGGGUUUUAUUCUGAAGAUCUAUAAUUGUUAAUUAAAAUGUGAUUCCAAAUGCAAGGUUAACAUUAAUCCAAUGUAGAUUGUUGUAGUAAAACACUGUAAAAAUGUAGUUGGUUUGCGGAUCAGCUGUAGAAGUGUCAGAUCUCUAUAGAUUUGCAGGCAAUUUAAACAGCAGAAUUGUGAACUUGUUUAAAAUGUUGCUUUAUAGAAAAUUUAGAACUUAACAGAUAAGUAGAAAUGAUGUUUUAGGGAAUCGCACUGUAAUUGAAAUGAUAGUUGAAACUGAAAAUGCUGUAAGUGCUUCCUGACUAUUCCAUUUGUCUGUGGAAAUUUACAUAUUUAUUAAUAUUGAAGAUUAAUUAUAUUAAGUGGGUAUUCGAUCUCUGUCAUGUUGGUAUUCCAGCAUAAUUGUUCAGAAAUGGAAAAUUUUGAAUAAAUGGUCAAGAAUUAGUC